Molecule: messenger RNA, 2222 nt
Organism: Calypte anna (Anna's hummingbird)
Lineage: Eukaryota; Metazoa; Chordata; Aves; Apodiformes; Trochilidae
Gene: MTERF2
Product: mitochondrial transcription termination factor 2
Exons: 3
Coding region: 244-1437 (397 amino acids)
Biological process (GO): regulation of DNA-templated transcription; termination of mitochondrial transcription
Cellular component (GO): mitochondrial matrix
Molecular function (GO): double-stranded DNA binding
Source: RefSeq, a predicted model, not a curated record
GGGUUUCCCUCUCUGCCCACCAAGCCCGAGGAGGGAGGGAGAAAGGGAGGGAGGGCGCCUCCUCUCUCGUGGUUAAGGCAGCACAAGCUCUGUUUCCACAAGUGGAAGAACACGAGGUGAGUUUGCAUCACGAAAAGCCCCGUGCAAGCCCAUGCGCCACCCCGACCGACAGCGGCGUGCACCGGGACACGAACCAUUGGAUUUAUGCCUCCGGGAUGACAAAACCCAGGGCUGAAUUCCACAAUGUUGAGAGGAGUGGCUCACAGUGCCAAAGGUACAUUUGUUCUUCUGUUGACAAGAUCUCAGCACUGCAACCUGGGACUGAACUGUUCAUCAGCAGGGACUGAAGCAGCAAACAGAAGCUUUCUGGGACAUUCCAGUUACACAACUGAUAGGAAAUCAGGAGAGGAAAACCAAAAAACCAUUCAGAGUCUCUACGAACUCUCAGUCGACGUCAAGAAAGUACGGAGACUGAAGGAAUGGGUCCUUCUCCAGGACGUAGCCUAUGUUAAAGAAAUUGCUGCUAUCUUACAGGAAAUGGGAGCAGAUGAGACCUCUGUAGCCAGCAUUUUAGAACGCUGCCCAGAGGCGAUUCUCCGUACACCUGCAGAGAUCAACUCUCAAAGAACUCUGUGGCAAUUAGUAUGCCAGAAUGAAAAACAGAUGAUUAAAUUAAUAGAGCAAUUUCCAGAGUCUUUUUUUACUACUAAAUACCAUGAGAACCAGAAGGCAAAUAUACUGUUUUUUCAAGAGCUGGGACUUAAGAAUAAUAUAAUCACCAGGUUCUUGACUAGCGCACCCAAUAUUUUCUACAACCCUGCUGAGAAAAACAAAGAUGUGAUAGAGACAUUACAAAGAAGUUACUUAAGUUUAGGAGGUUCUGAUGCAAAUAUGAAGAUCUGGAUAAUGAAACUGUUGAGCCAAAAUCCAUUUAUUUUACUAAACACCUCCACUGCAAUCCAGGAGAACUUGGAAUUUCUCCAGAAGAAUGAUUUCACAGACCAGGAAGUUCUACAGCUGCUGUCCAAACUUAAAGGUUUUAUUUUUCAGCUUACUCCUACUACAAUGCAGAAGAGUAUGGUUUUUUCCAAAAAUGCCUUUAAGUGCAAUGACCAAGAAUUGAAACAGCUCGUGCUGAAAUGCCCAGCCCUUCUCUACUAUUCUGUUCCAAUUUUGGAAGAAAGACUUCAGGGCCUCCUGAAGGAAGGAAUUUCCAUAGCACAGAUUAGGGAGACACCAAUGGUGCUGGAAUUGACAACACAAAUUGUUCAGUACAGAAUUAAAAAACUCUCUGCUUUGGGAUAUGAUAUAAAGAGUGGAACGCUAGAAAGCUUGAAUGGCACUAAGAAAGAUUUUGAAGUCAAUUAUGGCAAAAUACAGUCAAAGAAGGAGAGACCCAUUUUUAAUCCUGUUGCCCCUCUAAACAUUGAAGAUUAGUUUGAAUGCUGUCCUUUUAAUUUACAGAAAGUCACCAAAGAGGGAAGACACGUUGCUUCUUUGAGAAGAGCCAAAUCAAAAAUCAUCUUAACCAGAUUGUAGUUGGACACUGUACUGUGUCCUGGAGUGGGUCUUGGAUACAAUUCAGUUAUACAGUUGUAGCUUUCUAAUGCUUUCAAAUAAUUUCACAGAAUCUGGUUAUGAUAUGCAUUUCCUUGUUAUCCCAAGGUGUUCCCCCUGUUUUGGGUUUUUUUUGGUUUGUUGUUUUGUUUGUUUGUCUGUUACAUUUCCUUACCUAACAGAACAUUAAAUACUUUGAAUUUUAAGCUCUGUCACUGCCCAGUCCCCCCUGUGGUGGUGACAAGUGCAACUGUUAUCUGAGAAAGAGGAAAGGAGCCUGAUUUUUCCAGCAGUGUUCAUCAAUUGCUGGUUUACUGAUUUGUGGAGAGUCUUUGGAGUUCUGCUCCUUAUUGCUGAGAUAAGUAGCGCUGGUUCCCAGACCCAGAACUGCAGCAGACUUUACUUUUUAGAGAGGAGAAGCGAGAUGGAGCAGUCUGAGAGCAGGGGCAGGACUUAACAUUUUUACUCAGCUACAGUGAAGCCCUAGUAUGUUUAUGUACAGAAGAAACAAGACAACCUACUUUACAUUCCUGAGACUUCAAAACUUACUUCUUUUGCAAAAGGUCUCAAAUGAUUGUAGGAGAAAGUAAGGCUUUUGUAUUAGGUGUAACAAAACCUUAGUCUGUAAAACACAGAUGAUUAAAAAUGACUACCAGAUCUGCAAA